AUGUGGACUGCUACUCUUUUUGUCGUGCUUUUGCUCAGCUUUUUUGCUGAAGCUUACCCUGUUGAUGCCCCUCUUGCGUUUGAACAUGGAGCUAUUGCUGCUGCACCAGAGCCUGUGAUUAUUGAAGUCACCGUUUGGGUGGAUAAGAAUGGACAAUCCCUUUCAGCCGAGACGCACUUUCCAACCAAAACCGUCGCCAGGGAGCCUACCAGCCUCCCUCCUUUUCUAGCAGUCCCGGACCUCGCUGCCCCUCAUGGCCUUGUCCCCACUCUCGGAGCAAAUGUCAAGACUGACCACAACCCUACCUCCCAUGUGCCAACCCAUCCACUCCCUCAGCAAAACACCAAGUUCUUCGGAAUCUCUUACUCCCCCUACAAUGCCGACAGUACCUGCAAGAACCAAGCCCAAGUAGAUCAGGACAUCGCCAGACUAACCCACUAUGCAUUUGUCCGCAUUUACGGUGUAGACUGCGACCAAGCCCGGAAAGUCGUUAACGCAGCCAAAUCCCACAAUAUGAAGGUCUUCGCAGGCGUUUACGACCUACAGAAUCUCCACGCAAGUCUAAAGACCAUCAUUGACGCUGCUGCACCCGAUCUGUCUAUCCUCCAUACCAUCUCUAUCGGCAACGAGCUCCUCAACCGCGGACAGAACUCCGCAGGUGACGUUGUAAAUGCCGUCCACGACGCUCGGGCCUACCUGCACUCGCUAGGCUACACCGGCCCUGUCGUGACUAUUGAUACGUUUUCUAAACUUCUCGAACACCCUGAACUUUGCCACGUCUCGGAUUACUGCGCCGCGAACUGCCAUGCCUUCUUUGACAAUAACCAGACGGCCGAGAACGCAGGGGACUACGUCCGCGACAUUGCUCAUCGCCUCUCGUCAAUCUCCGGCGGGAAACGCACCAUCAUCACGGAGUCUGGCUGGCCACAUGCAGGGCAGGCCAAUGGGAGGGCUGUGCCCUCACUAGAGAAUCAGAGAAAGGCCAUUGAGAGUUUGCGCCGGUCCUUCUCGCGCAACCCUGCCGACCUUGUUCUCUUCAGUGCCUUUGAUGACAUGUGGAAAGAGGACAAUCAGUGGACCUUUGGAGCAGAAAAGUUUUGGGGUUUUGAACGUCGUUGA
This is a messenger RNA of Aspergillus calidoustus, 1119 nucleotides long. The record is from the annotation of a GenBank genome assembly. NCBI's taxonomy places the organism in Eukaryota, Fungi, Ascomycota, Eurotiomycetes, Eurotiales, Aspergillaceae.